GGUUGUCUUGUAUUGCUACAAAAUGACAUUGGAUGUUGAUGAUUCUGCAAUUAAUAAAAAACUUCAAAUACUUUCAACCGAACCUCAAGACAAUGUUAUCUCAUGGUUACAAAAUGACGGGAACAAAAACAUCCCAAAAGUUAAAAAAAUUGACCCUUUUCCCGGUAUCUGCAUUAAAACUUGGUCAGAGAGUGGAGACAAAAUUUUCAUAAAUUUGUGUCAUUCAAAAGAGAUAGUCCCACCAGAAGAUAUAUCAGAUGAGAAAUUUCGAGAGUUAAUGACUCAGGAUGUUCCUUCAUUUGUUAUUCCUAUGGCCAUUGGGACAGAGAAAAUGGCUAAAGAUAAACAGGAUAUUGAAAGAUCUACUUAUGACAUUUUGAUAAAUACAAAAUAUUUUGACAAAUGCAGGCAAAAAGGGCAUUUUUUGCGAUUUACUGUUGCUGCGAUUUUGGAAUCAAUUAAUGAUAAAUACAAGCAGUCUAUUGAUGUCUCAAAGUAUGUCAUCCUACAAAAUAGAAAGGUCAUGGGCUAUCUGGAUACAUUUACUGUUGAGGACAGGGAAGCAAAAAAACCCGUUGUUAAGAAACCUCUUAUUCAAGUCAUUGAUAUUCCUGAAGAAACACAGAAUAAACCAAAAAUCACAGAUUCUAAUAUCAAAUACCACCCAAAAGUGAAUAAUUUUGUUAUUCUGAAGUCAUCCAGUGAAAAUCAUUUGCUUGGAUUAUUUUAUUUGCCUUUAGCACAUUUAACUGAUAUAACAGUGGAUAUAGGAGGGAAUCGUAUAAUUGUUGAAAGUAAAAGAACCGAUGUCAUUAUUGAUACUUUAUUACCACAUUCCAUCGAUGACAGCCAUGUGUCUGCGAGUUUCGACAGCAAAUUACAUAUUCUUCGCUUAAUGAUGCCUUUAAACGGCAAGUCAUAAAAAAUUGAAGUAUUCAGAGAUGUUUCAAGUUUACUAACUUAAAAUUAUAAGUGUAAAUAUUAAGUAAUUGAAACAAGUAAUGAGUAUAUCAAAUAAUAACAUUUGUAAAAUAUUGAUACAAAAAGUUAG
This is a messenger RNA of Copidosoma floridanum, 1051 nucleotides long. It is a transcript of the gene PIH1D1, whose product is annotated as PIH1 domain containing 1. Gene Ontology annotation, biological process: rRNA processing; box C/D snoRNP assembly. The record is from RefSeq and is a predicted model, not a curated record. Lineage: Eukaryota; Metazoa; Arthropoda; Insecta; Hymenoptera; Encyrtidae. Gene Ontology annotation, cellular component: cytoplasm; R2TP complex; ribonucleoprotein complex.